Molecule: messenger RNA, 416 nt
Organism: Ochotona princeps (American pika)
Lineage: Eukaryota; Metazoa; Chordata; Mammalia; Lagomorpha; Ochotonidae
Product: small nuclear ribonucleoprotein Sm D2-like
Exons: 1
Coding region: 51-404 (117 amino acids)
Biological process (GO): spliceosomal snRNP assembly; RNA splicing
Cellular component (GO): catalytic step 2 spliceosome; U1 snRNP; precatalytic spliceosome
Molecular function (GO): RNA binding
Source: RefSeq, a predicted model, not a curated record
CCGAAGCCGUGGCGAGGCGGAGGAAGGAGCGGAUCGGAGCGGCCGGCACCAUGAGUCUCCUCAACAAGCCCAAGAGUGAGAUGAUGCCGGAGGAGCUGCAGAAACGGGAGGAGGAGGGGUUCAACACAGGGCCCCUCUCGGUGCUCACGCAGUCAGUCAAGAACACACAGGUGCUCAUCAACUGCCGCAACAACAAGAAGGUGCUGGGCCACGUGAAGGCCUUCGACAGGCACUGCAGCAUGGUGCUGGAGAACAUCAAGGAGAUGUGGACUGAGGUCCCAAACAGCGGCAAGGGCAAAAAGAAGUCUAAGCCAGUCAACAAGGACCGCUACAUCUCCAAGAUGUUCCUGCUUGGGGACUCGGUCAUCGUGGUCCUGCGCAACCCGCUCAUCGCCGGCAAGUAGAACCCCUGACUG